ACUCCCCCUUCCUUCCUCAGAUGACUUUAACAGAGGGCCCAGUGUUACUACUCUUCAGAGUCUUCCUGGCCUCAGCAGUGGAGAGCAGAAACAGGACAGCUCCUCAGGAUGGAGACAGCUCAAAGACAAGUCCCUACGUACCUUGCUCUGUCCAUCUUCAACUUGUUAUGCUGCUGCUUCCCACUUGGAAUAGUUGCCCUGAUCUUUUCUCUCAGAACAGAGAAUGCCUCCGGGGUAGGCAAGAUGGAAGAAGCAGCCAAGGCCUCCCACACCGCCCGCAUGCUGAACAUCAUUGGGAUCGUCAUAGGAAUCAUUGUUAUCAUCUCCAUGAUCAUCAUCAUCAUCGUGACGAAGACUGCGCACUGACAGAGCAGCUUCAGCUGCCGAGAGCUCAUCAGCCGCAGCCAUCUGCAUGUAUCCAUUGCAAGCUCCUUUUUCCUGACUCUAAGAAACGUGGGCCAAAGAAACCAACCAUCUGAGUCUAGGCAAGCCCUGAGGGUGUCCGAAGAUGUCCUGUACAAGCACCCACGGCCUGUCCUCGUGGAAGCAUUUCUUAGCAGUUAAUUGCUUUGGCUUUUCCUAGCUGUGCUUUCCCGAUCCAUGCACAUGUACAUGUAACGAGACAUAAUAAAAGUGACUUGUGUAAG
Messenger RNA from Gavialis gangeticus (Gharial), 647 nucleotides. Its product is annotated as tumor suppressor candidate 5 homolog. NCBI's taxonomy places the organism in Eukaryota, Metazoa, Chordata, Crocodylia, Gavialidae. The transcript is spliced from 2 exons. The record is from RefSeq and is a predicted model, not a curated record. Gene Ontology annotation, cellular component: membrane. The coding region runs from base 109 to 366 and encodes 85 amino acids.